AUAGUCUUGUUAAAUGAGCAAUGAUAUUGGUUUCCAUUUGUAAGAUUUGUAUAAAUAUACAGUAGCACAGCAGGUAAAACGACUACAACCCAUCGCCGGUUAUCAAUUGUUUUGUUAUGUUUAUCAAUCAUGUUACUUAAAUUUCGAUAAGAAAAUAACGGGACGUCUAUACGAUUGCUAACAAAUCCACUUUGAUUUCCUUUUUUCUUAUGGCUAUACAACAGUAUAGAGCGGUCAGGAGUCAGUACCAACAUAUACGGAGUUGUCGUCAUGACGUGUCAGCCGAAAUUGCUGGACUAUCAAGUCGGUGUCUUGAGUGCUAUUUAUUCACUCAAUAGCUCCCGUCUAUUAAGUUAUUAGUUCAAAACAAAUACUUAUUAUGUGGUUGUUUUUUACGAAUUAUAGUUUUUUUUAAAAUUAAAGUAUUAAUCCUACGUUUCAAGUACUAUCAUAAUUUAUUCAACAAAUUACUUAUAUUAUUUAUCAAUAUUUGUAUAUAAUGAAUGAAUAAUAUGUACGUUAAUUUUUAUAAUAUAUUAUGAAUUUGCCAUUGAUCCUUGUCUAAACUACUAAAAAUGAUGACUAUUUUGAAUGAAGGCCGACCGUCAAAGAUGAAAAAUAGAAUAAAGCAGCCGUCCAAACAUACAAAUAAGACUGAAAAACAGAAUAGCAAAGCUGAAAAAAAUGAUUUAAAUAUAAAACGACUUUCAGACAAUGAACAAAAAGAUCUAAUCAUAAAGCAGCAAAUUGAUGAUGAGCUGUUUAGUAAAAUAAAAUAUAAUGAUAAGUACAAACAAAUUAUCUGUAAAGAAAAAUCAAACGACGAACAAAAACAAGAUAUUUUUAAUAACUUCAAGAUAAGCAUAGAGAUAAAUAUUUUAGCUGUAGUGUUAUUCCUAUCGGCAGUAUCUUCUAGGUUUUUCAAACUUAAUCAACCAAGAAAUGUUGUGUUUGAUGAAUUACACCAUGGAAAGUAUGUAAGUUUGUAUAUGAAAAGAACAUUCUUCUUUGAUACACACCCUCCCCUAGGCAAGCAACUUAUAUCUGCUGCUGCAUACUUUUGUAACUAUGAAGGUGACUAUAAGUUUGAAAGAAUUGGAAGUGAAUUCAGUGAAAAUGUUCCUUUAUUUGGAUUACGUUUUGUACCUGCAUUGUGUGGUAGUUUAAUAAUUCCUGUUGCUUAUCAGCUAAUGUUGGAAUUGGGUUGUCGACAUUGGUGUGCAGCUUUGGCUGCAUUUCUGUUACUUUGUGAAAAUACAUUGUUGACACAAUCUAGAUUUAUUUUAAUGGAAUCUAUGCUGAUUUUUUUCACUUUAUGUGGUUUAUUGUUUGUUUUAAAAUACAAAAGAUCCAAUAUGAAAUCUUCUACAGCUUUACUGUUCCUAGCAUGCGCUUCAAUCUUUUUGACUGCGGCUACAUGUGUGAAAUAUGUUGGGCUCUUUUCUUGGUUUUUAAGUUUUUGGAUAAUUUGCCGUGACUAUUGGGUGAACCAUUUGAGUGAUAAACGUUUAUCAGAUUUCACAGUAGCUGCAUGUGCUAUUUUAAGAGUUUUAAUUACCAUUACUAUUUCUGUGAUGGUGUAUGUAUCUGUGUUUUUUGUUCAUCUAAUGAUUUUAAACAAAGCUGGUCCACAUGAUAGUGUUAUGACUAGUGCAUUUCAAGCUAGUCUAGAGGGUGGUCUGGCAUCUAUCACUAAAGGACAACCUUUGAAUGUUGCUCACGGAUCCCAAAUCACACUGCGACACACUCAUGGACGUACAUGUUGGCUUCAUUCCCACACCCAUGUGUAUCCAAUAAAAUAUGCAGAUAAACGAGGUAGUUCCCAUCAACAACAAGUCACUUGCUAUACAUUCAAGGAUGUUAACAAUUGGUGGAUUGUCAAAAGACCUGGAAAGAAUUCUUUAGCUGUAGAAAAUACCAAAGAACCAGAUGGUAUACAACAUGGUGAUUUCAUUCAGUUAGUUCAUGGUAUGACUAGUCGUGCUUUAAAUUCUCAUGAUGUAGCAGCACCUGUAUCUCCUCAAAACCAGGAAGUAUCUUGUUAUAUAGACUAUAAUGUAUCUAUGCCAGCUCAAAAUCUAUGGAAAGUGGAAAUUUUGAAUCGUGAACAGUUUGGAAAUACUUGGCAAGCCAUAAAUUCUAGGGUAAUGUUGAUUCAUUUUAACACCUCUCAAGCUUUAAAAUUCAGUGGUAGACAGUUGCCAGAUUGGGGAUUCAAUCAACAUGAAAUUGUUACUGAUAAAGUUUUGCAUCAAGAUGAUACAGUAUGGAAUGUUGAAGAACAUCGUUAUACUAAAAGUGAAAAUGAAAAAGAUCGUGAACGUGAACUAGUGAAUGCUGAAAUGAUUCCAACCAAAGGAACAAAAUUGAGUUUAUGGGAAAGGUUUUGGGAAUUGCAAUAUAAAAUUAUCUUUUCAUCUCCAGCCACACAAAAUAUCCAUUCACACAUGUACAGCAGUGAUCCCUUGGAAUGGCCUUUAAUGGUUCGUGGUGUUGCCUAUUGGUUGAGUGAAAAUGAUAAUGGCCAAAUACAUCUUUUAGGUAAUAUUGUCAUCUGGUAUUCAUCCACUCUGUGUGUUUUAUUUUAUUCAUUCUUUUUCAUAUUCUACUUACUACGACAGAGAAGAAAAAUUUAUGACUUGUCUGAAGACGAAUGGGAGCAGUUCAAAUAUAUAGGAGAAGUUUUGAUGGUUGGUUAUAUUAUGCAUUACCUACCAUAUUUUUUUAUGGACCGUACUUUAUUUCUUCAUCAUUAUUUGCCUGCUCUUGUGUUUAAAAUAUUACUAUGUGCAGCUUUUAUGCAACAUCUUGCCAAUAUUGUCAGAUCUAACAUGACUUUGAGGUUUGCAUUUCAUUUAAGUCUCUGCAUGUGGAUCUUGUGUGUCAUGUAUGUUUUCAAAAAAUUCAUUGUCUUCAGUUAUGGGACCAGUCCAUUGACAGCUAAAGAUGUUUUUAAACUAAGAUGGAAAGAAACAUGGGAUUUCAUUGUUCAUAAACCUUAAAUAAUUAGAGAAUUUAGUAUUACCUAUAAAAUCGAUCUGAUAUUAUAAAAAUGUAACAUAUCAUGACACAUACUAAGAUACAUAAUAGUACUUACAUUACAUAUAGUUUAUUAAAAUAUUUCUACUUAUUGCAAUAUUACUUAAGAUCAACUUACUUAUUAAAAAUGUAUUAUAUUACUAUUAUGAUCCUAUCAAUUUCCUUUUUUUUUUAAUGUUUUGUUUUUCUCUAAAACUAAAACUAAUAUACUGUCUAAGAAACAUUAAACUUUAUCAUUUAGUUUUAUCUACAUUAUUUUGUAUUUUAUUUUUUGCCAUUAAGAAGUUUUAUAUCAAUAUAACAUGCAAUUGUUUUAUAUUAUUUUUUUCAAUAGUGUAGCAAUUUACUCAAAUUCUUUGUGUAAUUAAAAAACAAUUAAUAACGUAUAUUUUGUAUUAUACAAUUAAUUGUAAAAUAUAAAUAAAGAAAAAAGGAAAUGCUUUAUAAUAAUUUUAUACAGAAUUUACAUUUUUUUUUUUUUUUGAAACAUAAAGAAGUUUUGUUAAAUUUAAAAUAAAUCUCAGUGUCUUCUUAAUUCUUCAUUUUUACUGCCUUAGUUACCUCACAAAUAUCAAUUGAUCAAAUUUUAUUUAAAGUACAUUAUUAAUGAUUAUAAUUUUUUUUAUUCACAGUUAAAAAAACUUAAAUGUUCAAUAAUGAACAUGUUAAAACUAUAAUUUCUAACGUGAUAAUAUUUUAAUGACUUAACAUUUUUAUCAGUAUUAUACUAAGUCUUGAUUAUUAGUUAUUAAUUAUAAAAUUUUACUUAAACUAAAUUUAUUUUGUUAUAAAUUUUGUUAUUUACUUCAUAAUGUUAAGUAAUUUACAAAAACUGUAUUUAGUAUAAAAUACUAUUAAUUUUUAUAUAUUUUAUUCAGAAUUUAAUUUUUUUUUAAUAUUAUGUAAGUUCUGAACUAGUGUUACAAUUUUUUUACUGUUGUGAUUUUUAUGAAUUUUGAUUUUUACAAAAAUAUUGUUUGUCAAUAUAUAAAUGUUGUGUCAGUUGACUCUAAGAUAAAUAAUUUAGAUUAUGAAAUCAAUACUUUUAUAUAAUUUUAAUUAAAUACACAAAAACAAAGAUCUAAAAUUUGUAAAUUAUAAUUUUAUUUAUGUCAUUAAUAUUGACUUCAUGAUCUGGUAUAUUUUGUAUUGUAAUCGUAGAAAUAUUAUUUAAUGUAAUUAUAUAUUAAUGAUUGUUUCAGCAAUAUUUAUCAUACGAACAAUUAAUUAUUACCUCAUGUGCAAUUUUUAUUUUACUUUAUAUUUUAAAAUUAUACAGAAAUCGUUUUUUAA
This is a messenger RNA of Daktulosphaira vitifoliae (grape phylloxera), 4332 nucleotides long. It is a transcript of the gene rt, whose product is annotated as protein O-mannosyltransferase 1. The record is from RefSeq and is a predicted model, not a curated record. Bases 576 to 3002 code for a protein of 808 amino acids. Gene Ontology annotation, cellular component: endoplasmic reticulum; membrane. Gene Ontology annotation, molecular function: dolichyl-phosphate-mannose-protein mannosyltransferase activity. The transcript is spliced from 14 exons. Gene Ontology annotation, biological process: protein O-linked glycosylation via mannose. Lineage: Eukaryota; Metazoa; Arthropoda; Insecta; Hemiptera; Phylloxeridae.